Fusarium musae is the source of this 1329-nucleotide messenger RNA. RefSeq lists its product as uncharacterized. The record is from RefSeq and is a predicted model, not a curated record. NCBI's taxonomy places the organism in Eukaryota, Fungi, Ascomycota, Sordariomycetes, Hypocreales, Nectriaceae. The transcript is spliced from 2 exons. Bases 1 to 1329 code for a protein of 442 amino acids.
AUGGCUCUUGAGUCUCUCGACAACGGUGUUGUAUUUUGGAUUGCAUCGAACGGGUCGCCAAAUGAUUCCGUCAUCGCGUUUCUCUCUACUGUCCUGGAGACUCUACGAAGAGAACCUAACUCGACGGAAGCAGAAAGAGAAACAAUAACAGCGAUGCUAACAGCUAGAUACAUUCAGUUUGCGACUCCAAGAUUGAAAAAAGAACGUGGAAUCCUAAAUCGGUCUACGCGUUUCUGCGAGGCUUACUUAACAGCCAAUCUCGACACUAUUCAGACACCUGGUGAGACAGAAAUACUCCUAAAGAGACAUUUAGCUGACCAGAAACUAGGAGUUACCGCUUUACUAGACUGGCUGUCCCAAUUCUCUUCUGCUACAACCGACCCUUUGAUCCUUUGUCGGGCUGCUUACAAUGCUCGCCAUGCUCCUCAGAUAGCAACACUAGAGGCUUUACAACAGGAGCUGAGAGUAGCUCCAAAAGGAACAGCAGAAGCCUUUCGCUCUGUCAAACAUGUUAUUGGCCGUCUGGCUGAGAAGAUCCGCACACCUGUCAAUCUUGUUAAUGACUCACGUCAGCUGAGGCCGCUUCUAAACUCCUACGAAAUCAGAAGAGUAGAAGCCCCAGUCGCAGCAAAGAUGCCUAUGACAGAUGGUUUGAGAAACCUGGAUUCUAUACUCAGGAGAAUGCUUCCAGCAGGCGAUUCGCGCCUUAAGGAUAUGCAAGCAUAUCUUGGGCAAUUGGACGGCUCAAUUCGGCUUGAAGAUGCGAUCAGAGCUAUGCAUGACGAUGAUGAAACGAAUCAUGGCGUCCAUGCGGAGAUCCAAGUGCUCGAGGACUUUCAUCGCAAUGGACGCAAGUUUGUAGGCCGUGAUCGUUACAUAGCCUGUAGCAAGCUUGCUUGCUUGUGCUGCAGACUAUACUUCAAAUGGCACCCGGGCAGAUUUGUUGAGCCUGAAUCUCAUCAAAAGUCAUAUCUCACUUGGCGUCCUAUCGAUCUACCUGAGGGUGGGGAGAGUCAGCACUGGCCAGACCAGCGCCGCGUUUUGGCAAAUAUUAGCAAAGAGCUAAGCAACCUUGUAGAGGAGCAGAUUAUAUCCCAACAGCAACCGGCUCCAUGGCAGCCGGACUCGGUGACAAAUAUCACUGCGGUCAUGGGAUCUGUCUCGCUUUCGGAAGGUGGAGAAGCGUUUGAGAGCGGCGAUGGACAAAGUAACGUCACAGAUUCUGAUUCACUGGCACAUCUCAAUGACGACGAGACUAUUGAUAACACCGAUGAUGACUCUGGAGAUAGUUACGAGGAAUCGGAUGGAGGUGUAGGUUUGGGUGACUGA